Molecule: messenger RNA, 1542 nt
Organism: Dendronephthya gigantea
Lineage: Eukaryota; Metazoa; Cnidaria; Anthozoa; Malacalcyonacea; Nephtheidae
Product: transmembrane protein 198-like
Exons: 9
Coding region: 303-1154 (283 amino acids)
Cellular component (GO): plasma membrane
Source: RefSeq, a predicted model, not a curated record
GUCAUGUAAAUAGGGGAUAUAUUGAUUAAAAAUUGUGCCCAUUCGCAUAGAUGAUAUUUAAAAAAGAAAAUGAUUCAAAAUAAUUGACAUAUUGUGCCGUAGUUUUGUAACCUUUUAAGUGUGCUGUGGUUAAUGCAUGUGCCUUUUAGUAUUUCGCUUUCAAAGUUGGACUUCUUUGAUCCAAAUUAUGAUUUUGCUUCAAUGACAUGUGCGAAGUUUAAGGGGCAAAUGAACUGUGUCUCCCAAUUUUUUAAGGGCCCAAAUUGUCCAUGUAGACAUUGCAAACAUUUUCAACAAGUGGCAUGAGAUUGAUCUCUAAGAUGGAUUUUCUUCAAAAAACAACAACAUCAAUAACAUCGCAUAAACCAAAAGAUGAAUGUGACCAAGAGAAUGAUUUCAAAACUCAACUAUUGAUCAUUGCUGGUGUGUCAGUCAUUAUUGGACUAGUGAUGUGUUUAGCAGGGUACAGAUUGUUUAAGUUAAUCCUGUUUCUAACUGGAUUCUUUGUGGGUUUUUUCACAAGUUAUGUUAUUUGUUCACUUUAUUUGACUGACCAUAUCGAAGGCAAUGCUGCUGAUUAUAAGGACCAGAUUUAUCUUGGAUUAUCAUUUUGUGUGGGCUUGAUAGGAGGAUUAUUGACCUUGUGUUUGUACUAUGUUGGCUUGUUUGUCUUGGGUGCAACAUUGGGUUGGUUUGCAGGAAUGGCACUGCUACCUUUAUUCAAAUCUGAAGCACAUUAUCUUGCUGAUAAUAUGUGGUUACCAUACAGCAUCUGCACUGGCUGUGCUAUAUUUGCAGGGCUCUUGAUGUUGUGUAUACAGAAGGUGAUAAUUAUUUUAUCGACAGCAUUUCUCGGUUCUCUUUUGUUUAUCAACGGUAUUGACUACUAUGUUGAGAAAGGAAGAGUUGUGACGUACACCGUAAACAUUAUGCAAGGUAGUCAUUAUUACCUCCCCAACUGUUGGUACACUUGGCUAGUGAUAAGUCUCCUGCCUAUUCUCUUCAUUGUUGGAGUGAUUGUACAACAUGUUAAAACCAGUAAAGGUGUCGACCACAGACUUGCAUCAGGUCGUGUUCUGGUUGUUGAUAGCCAAAUGAUUGAAAUGCAAAAUGACGAGGCUGAAACACCGUUACUCAAUGCGGAAUACACAUGAUCCUGUUACCAAAAUAUUGGCUUGUAGAGUUGUAUCCGUGAUUUAAUUUGGCCUAUAUUUUCAUAAUUUCCAUGUUAAAGAGCUUUUGUAAUCACAUCUGAUGUGACCAAUAACCGGUUCCUUCAUUUUUAACCACACGUUUUUAGUUCGCAGUAUCUACAACUAACAAUGCACGGAAUAUGUCAGAAACCAUAUACAGAAUAUGUCACGUUCUAGAUCAGUGGAAUGAGUGGAUGUCACUAACUGUUUUAGACUGUUUAAAAUAAUUUAUCCUUUGUAAUUUACAAUUGGCUAUUCCAAAGUUGCAGUAGAGGACUGGUUAAUAGUAGCUAGUUUUAACAAUUCAUCAUGGGACGGUUUUUGAGACGUUAACGAAAGGCUAGAACUC